ACUUUGACAGCUGUUUAUAACAUUUUAUUUAGAAACGCACGUGUAAAGGAAUACGCAAAAGAAAAUAAAGAAAAAUACAAAAGUGCACAAGAAUUUUAAUAAAUUAAGAAAAAAAAAACAUAAAAUUAAACAAAAUGAAGGUAAAAAUGAUAAGUCGUAAUCCGGAUGAUUUCGUGCGCGAAACUAAAAAUGAGCACCACAAAAUGCCUCGCAAUUAUGAUCCAGCAUUGCAUCCCAUGGAAACAGCCCGAGAAUAUGUUAGAGCUUUAAAUGCCACCAAAUUGGAAAGAGUUUUUGCCAAACCCUUUGUGGGUAAUUUAAGUGGCCAUCGUGAUGGUGUCUCCUGUUUUGGCAAGCAUCCCAAAAGCUUAACAACCUUGGCGAGUGGCGCUUAUGAUGGUGAAGUACGCAUAUGGGAUUUGGCAAAUCGUGAAAGUGUACGUAGUUUUGUAGCCCAUGAAGGUUUUGUGCGUGGCGUCUGUUAUAAUAUCAGUGGCGACAGAUUGUACUCGGUUGGCGAUGAUAAAACCAUAAAGGUGUGGAAUUCCCAAGCUCCGGAUGUAGGAGAUGAAGAUGAACCUAUAAAUACCAUAUUGAGCAGAUCUAUGAUUACUGGCAUAACACAUCAUCGCAAGGAAGCCAAAUUUGCUACGUGUGGAGAAUACUGUUCGAUUUGGGAUGAAAAUCGCAAUGAUCCCUUAAAAAAUCUAAAAUGGGGUGUAGAUACUCUGCAUCAUGUGGCCUUUAAUCCUGUUGAAACUUCGUUGUUGUCCUGCUGUGGUAGUGAUCGUAGCAUUAUAUUGUAUGAUGUAAGAGAAGCAAAUCCCUUAAGAAAAAUGGUACUCACCAUGAAAAGUAAUAAGCUGUCAUGGAAUCCUAUGGAGGCUUUUAAUUUCACAGUGGCUAAUGAAGAUUGCAACCUUUAUACUUUCGAUACACGUCAAUUGAAGAAUCCCUUAAAGAUUCAUUUCGAUCACGUUUCUGCGGUAACCGAUGUUGAUUAUUCUCCCACCGGUAAGGAAUUCGUAUCGGGCAGUUACGACAAAACCGUGCGCAUUUACCAUACCCAUCACAGUCACUCUCGUGAAAUCUAUCACACUAAACGUAUGCAACAUAUCGUAUGUGUUGCCUGGUCCCUGGACAAUCGUUACGUUUUCACUGGCUCCGAUGAAAUGAACAUACGCAUGUGGAAGGCUAAGGCUUCGGAAAAGCUAGGUGCCAUACGUCCCCGUGAACGUGUAGCCUUCAAUUACCAGGAAGCUCUUAAACAGAAAUAUGCUGCCCAUCCUCAAAUUAAACGUAUUGCUAGACAUCGCCAAGUACCUAGAAGCAUUAUGAACAAACAAAAGAAAAUGCGCGCUAUCAAGGACAAGGAGUUGCGUAAAGAGGCUAAUGUACGCAAUCACUCGAAACCGGGUGCAGUGCCAUUUGUGGGUGAAAGGAAAAAGGCCGUUUUAAAGGAGGAGGUUUAGUUCAAUUUGAAUAUGGUUUUUUCUUUUCAUUUCAAUUUAUUAGAGUUUGUAAGAUUUGCUGUAAGUAAUUAAAAAUGUAAACAAAAAAAGA
Molecule: messenger RNA, 1563 nt
Organism: Calliphora vicina (urban bluebottle blowfly)
Lineage: Eukaryota; Metazoa; Arthropoda; Insecta; Diptera; Calliphoridae
Product: DDB1- and CUL4-associated factor 13
Exons: 3
Coding region: 135-1472 (445 amino acids)
Biological process (GO): maturation of SSU-rRNA from tricistronic rRNA transcript (SSU-rRNA, 5.8S rRNA, LSU-rRNA)
Cellular component (GO): nucleolus; small-subunit processome
Molecular function (GO): protein binding
Source: RefSeq, a predicted model, not a curated record